GAAAAAUGUCCUCAUUAUGCCAUGCCAAAUUGCCAAUCAUCCCUCAAAUCUCAUAUGUUGUGGAAGCUUACUUGCAGUAUACAAGUUGUAGUUGUACAAUCACAUUCUCCGUUAAAAAAACAUUUUUAUAAAAAUAAAUCGAUUCAUAAAAUCUCAACCUCGAAUCUUCCACUUUUGCAAUCUCAUUCAAGUUCAUCGAGAUCUACUUCAGGUAGAUUUGAUGCUGCAAAACGAUUGGAUUAGCUAUAUAGCUUAGAUCAAGUUAGGUUGAAUUGAAGAUUGAGCUGAUUUGCUGGUUUUCUAUUGCAAUGGCUUCUUUGGAGAAGAGGAUGCUGCGAAUAAACCGGGUUUUCUUGUGCUUGUUCCUAUUUGCUUUUGUUUGUGAUGGAUUUUACUUGCCUGGGACUUACAUGCACACAUACUCCAAUGAUGAUGAAAUAUAUGCGAAAGUGAAUUCGCUGACUUCCAUUGAGACUGAGCUUCCCUUUAGCUAUUACAGUCUUCCGUAUUGUAAGCCACAUGAUGGGGUUAAGAAAAGUGCAGAGAAUCUCGGAGAGCUUCUCAUGGGAGAUCAGAUUGACAACUCCCCUUACCGAUUUCGGAUGAAUAAGAACGAGUCUGUUUUCUUGUGUAUUACUAGUCAACUUAAUGAACAGGAGGUGAAACUUUUGAAACAGAGAACUCGCGAUCUAUAUCAGGUGAACAUGAUUUUAGAUAAUCUCCCUGCAAUGAGGUAUGCAAACCAAAAUGGUGUAAAGAUCCAAUGGACUGGGUUUCCAAUUGGAUAUUCUCCAGCAAACAGCAAUGAUGAUUACAUUAUAAAUCAUCUGAAGUUUAAGGUUUUGAUUCACGAAUAUGAAGGAAGUACUGUGGAGAUUAUUGGUACAGGGGAGGAAGGUAUGGGAGUGAUCUCAGAGGCUGACAAGAAAAAGACGAAUGGUUAUGAGAUUGUUGGUUUUGAGGUUGUUCCCUGCAGUGUCAAGCAUGAUCCUGAAGAGAUGUCAAAACUUCACAUGUAUGAUAAUAUUAAUUCGAUCAAUUGCCCAGGGGAUCUUGAAAGGUCUCAAAUCAUAAGAGAGCAAGAGAGAGUUGCUUUUACUUAUGAGGUUGAGUUUGUGAAGAGUAGUACUAGAUGGCCAUCUAGAUGGGAUGCUUACCUAAAAAUGGAAGGUGCACGGGUGCAUUGGUUCUCCAUUUUGAAUUCCCUCAUGGUGAUCUUUUUCUUGGCUGGAAUUGUGUUUGUAAUAUUUUUGAGGACUGUAAGAAGAGAUUUGACCAGGUAUGAGGAACUGGACAAAGAAGCUCAAGCACAGAUGAACGAGGAGCUGUCAGGAUGGAAGCUUGUUGUGGGUGAUGUGUUUAGAGAACCCGAGCAUGCUAAGCUAUUGUGUGUGAUGGUUGGAGAUGGUGUUCAGAUUACAGGAAUGGCCGCUGUGACUAUUGUCUUUGCAGCUCUUGGUUUUAUGUCACCUGCAUCUAGGGGAAUGCUGUUAACAGGAAUGAUAAUACUAUACCUUUUGCUGGGAACUCUUGCAGGAUACGCUGGUGUAUACCUAUGGAAAACCAUCAAGGGAACACCCGAUGGUUGGAGGUCUGUUGCCUGGUGGAAUGCUUGCUUUUUCCCGGGGAUUGUCUUUGUCAUCCUCACUAUGUUGAAUUUCCUCCUUUGGGGUAGCAAGAGUACUGGUGCUAUACCAAUAUCUUUAUAUUUUAUCCUUCUCUCCCUUUGGUUCUGCAUUUCAGUUCCCCUCACUCUGUUUGGAGGUUAUCUUGGAACCCGAGCUGAGCCUAUUCAGUUUCCUGUGCGCACCAAUCAAAUCCCCAGAGAAAUUCCUGCUCGAAAAUACCCUUCAUGGUUGCUUGUUCUUGGUGCUGGUACCCUUCCAUUUGGAACCCUGUUUAUCGAGCUUUUCUUCAUUUUGUCCAGCAUUUGGCUGGGAAGGUUCUACUAUGUCUUUGGUUUCUUGUUUGUUGUCCUCUUGUUGCUGGUGAUUGUUUGUGCUGAAGUUUCUGUGGUCCUAACUUACAUGCAUCUCUGUGUUGAAGAUUGGCGUUGGUGGUGGAAAGCAUACUUUGCUUCAGGUUCUGUUGCUCUAUAUGUCUUCCUUUACUCCAUUAAUUACUUGGUUUUUGAUCUCCAGAGUCUCAGUGGACCUGUGUCAGCUCUGCUUUAUCUGGGCUAUUCCUUAAUCAUGGCAGUUGCGAUUAUGUUGUCUACCGGCACCAUCGGAUUCAUUAUGUCAUUCUACUUUGUUCACUAUCUGUUCUCAUCAGUAAAGAUUGAUUAAGGUCUACAUACGAUGAUUGCUGCUGCGAUAUGGCAUUAUUUACAGAACAAAAGAGGAGAUUUUGUUGACUAUUUCUCCCAUAUUUGUCAAAUGUCCUCCUCGGGAUGGACGAAAGGUUACUAGAUAUAGAGGAUAAGAGCAUUUAGCUGCAUCUGAAGACCUGAUGAAGCAAGGUCUUUUUUUUUCCUUUUAAAUUUUUUUUUCUCUAGCAUGUAUUCUCUUUCUUUUUCUUCGUUUUCCCCUCUAUUGUUUAGUUUUGAGUUGUAUUCUCAAUAGAUGUCCUCGUUCAUAUAACGGUUUCUACCGGCAGAAUUGUACUCCAUUGGAUGUAUUUUCAUCAAUUAGAUAUUAGACCAAAUGUUUGUUUCAUUCACAUUCUUUCUACUAUCA
Chenopodium quinoa (quinoa) is the source of this 2678-nucleotide messenger RNA. Its product is annotated as transmembrane 9 superfamily member 12. NCBI's taxonomy places the organism in Eukaryota, Viridiplantae, Streptophyta, Magnoliopsida, Caryophyllales, Amaranthaceae. Gene Ontology annotation, cellular component: membrane. The transcript has 2 exons. The record is from RefSeq and is a predicted model, not a curated record. The coding region runs from base 309 to 2288 and encodes 659 amino acids. Gene Ontology annotation, biological process: protein localization to membrane.